GUAGCGUUCUUUUGCAUUUUCUAUAUCAAGGUUAAUGGCGAUGUCCCAACGUUCUUUUGUCUAAGUGAACUUCGAAUACUGCAUGAUCACUCUUUCUUGUAGGUGGAAGGAAAAUUAUUUGACUAGCGUCACCACCUUGUUAGAAAACAGUCCAAGAGAAACGAGUUUUUUUAAAGUCAUAUGUGGUUGGAUCUCUGAUGUGUUAGAAUAAAGUUAGGGCGAUUGCUGUUCUUAACAAUUUGCAAUCAAACUAUGUUUUUAAUGACCCUACUUUUAGGUUUCCCAAAUUUAUAGAGGGUGCAUUAAAGUUAUCCACUACAAGGUUUUUACAUCUGUUUGGUCAGGAUUUAAUUUAGUAGUCGAUUCAAAAGAAACGUUGGAGUAAAUUCUUUCUCGCCUAUAGUGUCGAACUGAGGAGGUUGGUAUCUCCUGCCGUCCAUCUUUCAAUGGUAAAUCUGUCUGGUGCAUGGUUCAAAUUCCGACAAUAGAAUACCAGUUGAAGAGAGUAUUAUCGUUUUAAAUAAAGAAACAAUCAUAAUGAGGUGGAUCCCUUUAGAAGCUAAUCCUCAGGUGCUAAAUGAAUAUAUGAAUAAACUUGGAGUUGUCGAAGAGUCAUGGAAAUUUAUAGACAUUUUUAGUUUGGAUGAUGAUAUGCUUGCAUUUGUACCAGAACCCGUGAUAAGCCUAUUAUUUUUAUAUCCUCUUGAAACUCCCAUUGAAAAUGCUUCAUUGGGUGUCGAGGAUAACUCAUCCAAAGUUGUUUUGAUCAAACAAACGGUUGGUAAUGCUUGUGGAACUAUAGCUUUAUUACAUGCUAUAGUAAAUAAUAAACAAAAACUAAGCAUCAAAGAUGGUUCCUUCUUGAGCAGCGUUUUAGAGGAAUUCGAAAAUAAGACACCCGCUGAACGUGGACUUAUCUUGGAGAGUAAAAAAGAAAUUUCCGCGUUGCAUGAAAAGUCAGCGCUAGAAGGUCAAACAGAAGCACCAAACGCUGAGUCAAAAACUAAUUUGCAUUUUGUAUGUUUUGUUGAACAUGACGGAUCUCUAUAUGAACUCGGUAAGUUAUGCCUAUCGUAAUAAAUCUAAAACUAUGGGUCAGUGAUGUGUAUAUUUGAUUUUUAAUCGUUGAGCCACACGUUCACAUAUUAUCUCACCUUUUACUUUACUGAGUGACAUCUUGUGUUCUUAUACAACAAAUAUGGUUCUACGAUUACAGAAAUUUGUAGUUUUUCUUAUUAAGUCGCUUACAGGAAUUUUCUGAAUAGUCAUUCUUUAUAUGUUUGUUCAUGAUAACUGAUACGAUCCUCACAAAUUGAUUUCAACAGGUAGGCCACGAUGGAUUGGAAAGUUAGUGACCUACAAACUGAUUUCCUCCAAUUGACUAUAAUACUCAUCAUACUAUAUUUUUUGUUGAUAACUUUUACAUGAGCCAGUCACUUUGUUACAUAAAAAAUCUAUCCUUUUGCCAGUUGUCUUGUUUAUGAUCUCCAAUAAUUCGGUCUCUUGAGAAACCAUCAUUCAGCCGCAUCGAAUCAUUGGAUGUUAUUGAUCGAUCAGUAUUUGAAUUAUUGAUUCUGACAAUGCAAAAUUCGUUCAUCAAACUAUAGAACCCUAAUCCAUAAAAAUAACAUUAAAAUUUAGCAUCAACGUAGUUAUUCAUACAACAAAGUAUUGACAGAAAUCAAUCUAUUUCACUAUUUUGAAAUAACUAUCACCUUAACUUCCUUAGAAGCAAAGAAGCUUAUUCGUUUCCACAAAAUUUAAAAUCACUUCUGACCGUCAUAAGUAUUGUACUCUAGGGGUUAGUCUUCAGCUUUACUGAAAAUUGACUCAUCCAGUUAGAUGUAGGUAUGACAGUAGCAAAGAUUUGAUUACUGACUGCACUCAAUGUUCACUUCUGAGUACUCAUUUUGAAUCAUGACAAUUAGUGUGGAAUAAUGGUUUGCUGUAUAAAGCAUUGAAUUUUCAGUCAUUGAGUUAAACGUUCGAACUUUUAGUUUUGACUAGCCGCGUACUAUUAUGGCCCUCACGAACGAGCAAAUAAAUCUACAUGACUGCUGGACCGUAUAAAUGAGGAAUAAUUAGUUUUAACUGAAUAAUUAUUAGUUUAUCUGUAAGUAUUAACUCAGUUGAUUUUUUUCCGUAACAUGAGACUAUGAUAUCAUGCUUUUGGUUUGUCGGUUUUUAAGGAUGUUACUUUCUUUACGAUCACAGUCACCAUUAAAAUAAUGUAGUUUAAUAUCACAAAUCUAUUCAAUAUGUUUACAUUAAGUUACAUUAAUCAGGAUCGAUUAAAAGUUUCUGUCAACGAUUAUCUGGUUAUGAUUUUCAUCUUUUGUCACAUUUAUUCAAAAUUCAUUAUCACGUUUAAUAUAUUGUACAAUAGAUAAUAAAAACAUUUUCAAUUACAUGUGUACAGAUUUUAUUUUCACAUAAAGCGAUUUUCAGAUUGUUAUGUAACGUCAUUGGAAUUCAAAAAUAUAUUCUCACGGCUUGAGAUAGACCAUACUGCUGUCGUGUCAUCAAGUGUGCAAAAGAACUGGGCCUGAAUAAAGCUCACUACACAUUAAACAAACUUACUUUUUAUGACUGUGAAUCAUAUUCUGUGAAACAAGCAAUACUUCUGUGUGAUUUGCUAGUCAGGAUCAGAUCUAAUUAUUUUACUUCCAUAACCCAGAUGAUUUUGAUCGAAUGCUUAAGGUCUAUAAUAACAGUCUCAACAAAUUUUCAUCAGUAUUUUUUCUAAAUACUUUCUCCAGUAACUAUUAAGUCUGUAAGCAGAUAUUGUCCCUUGUGCAAUCGUCAUUUAUGAAGUCCAUUCAUUUAUGUGAUUAUAAUUAAAUAGAAGUUUAAGGCAAUUAAAAUGCUGUCGUACGUUCGAAUUUAAUCGUCAAAUAAUUCCUCUGUAUAUGUUUAAUAUAACUGUUUGUCAUUUAUCAUACUUUUAAACUCCAGUGGUAUACUCUUGUGUUUCUUGUCAGAAUUGAAUUAAAGUGGAAAGGUUAUUUUAAUGUUUCAUUCUAGAUGGUCGAAAAAAUGCACCCAUUCUCCAUGGAUCGAUAACAUCAGCUGGUUUUCUGAGAGAUGCAUGCAAUGUAGUCAAAAAGUUCAUCACUUGUUUACCUGGAAGUGUAGAAUUCAGUUUGAUGGGGUUAUGCUCUGAUAAUAACUGACUAUAAUAAUAAUAAUAAUAAAUUUUUGUGUUUUUUGCAUUAUUUGUAUAUCUCCGUUUCAACUAUGUGUAACACAUCACUUAACUGCAUUUUCUGGUUUACAUUACUAUUUGGUUUUUGUACGAUUUCUAUAAUUAAAAAACAAAUUGGUC
Schistosoma rodhaini is the source of this 3325-nucleotide messenger RNA. NCBI's taxonomy places the organism in Eukaryota, Metazoa, Platyhelminthes, Trematoda, Strigeidida, Schistosomatidae. The record is from the annotation of a GenBank genome assembly.